GGAUAGAUAUUUUUAUUUUGCUACGUUAUAGGUGUCUAUAGUUUUCCCGUCGAUUCGUCCGUCGCGUUAUCCGUCGACAGUGUAAUCUCGUUCCGAUAUGCAAAAUUACCGAAUAGUGAAGUAAAACAAACCGACUUACGAUGUUCGAUUUGGUUGGUUUUUUAAAGAGCGUAAUCUACAAUGUAUUGACAAUAUUUUCUUUCGGUCGCAAAAAACUAAGCAAUACGCUAAGUAUUUACGUAAAAACCAAUACUGGAAGUACGCUAGCAGUAGACCUUGAACCAGAAAUGGACAUCAGAGAUGUAAAAAUGAUGGUUGCUCCCCACCUUGGGCUGGAGCCCAAGGAAGUGAAGAUCAUUUUUGCUGGAAAGGAACUUUCCGAUAGUACUUCGAUUAGCGAGUGUGAUUUGGGACAGCAAACAAUUAUUCAUGCGGUAAAGGCAAGAGCUAUACUGCGGAGAAUGAAUGAUAAAAGACUGCUAGAAAGCAAUGCAUCAGAAAAAAUCAUUGAGACUGUUUCCACUAAACCACUAUGCGAAACAAUGACUGAUUUGCAGAUGACUGAUGAAUGUAGUGAAGAAAUGAGAGCUAGCGCUGGUGUCAGAAGAAAGGCUCACUUUUUUGUGUACUGUUCCCAGUGUGAGAAGGUAUGCACCGGUAAACUGAGAGUGCGUUGUAGUAUCUGCAAAAGCGGUGCUUUCACCGUACAUAGAGAUCCGGCCUGUUGGGAUGACGUUUUGAAAAAGAAACGUAUCACAGGACAUUGUGAGAACUACGACACUCCUUGUGUGGAAAACGAAUCCGGUGAUCCUCCAUUCACGGAAUUUUACUUCAAAUGUGCUGAACAUUUGUCGGGAGGAGAAAAAGACUUCGCAGCUCCACUUAACCUUAUAAAUUUUAACCAUAAAAAUAUUCCCUGCAUCGCGUGUACAGAUGUUAGUGAGACUGUGAUUGUGUUCCCCUGUGAAGCUGGCCACGUGACAUGUUUGGAAUGCUUUCGACAAUACUGUGUCUCAAGAUUGCUAGAACGUCAAUUUGUGGAACAUCCAUUGGGUGGAUUUACUCUGCAGUGCCCCGUAGGCUGUGAAGGUUCCUACAUUGAUGAUGUACAUCAUUUCAAAUUACUGUCGAAGGAACAGUAUGAGAGGUAUCAACGUUUCGCUACAGAAGAGUACGUACUUAGAAACGGUGGAGUCCUAUGUCCGCAGCCUGGCUGUGGAAUGGGCUUACUGGUGAACCCUGAAUGUAAGAGAGUCCAGUGCUUAGGUGGCUGUGGUUUUGUUUUUUGCCGUAACUGCCUACAAGGCUUCCACCUUGGGGAAUGCUUGGAGACACCACAGCCUAAUUCAGAAUCGUCCCAAGGUUAUACAAUCGAUCCACUGCGUGCUUGUGAUGCGCGUUGGGAUGAAGCGACAAAAAUUGCCAUUAAAGUGACGACCAAACCAUGUCCGCAGUGCCGAACUGCAACCGAACGGGAUGGAGGAUGCAUGCACAUGGUUUGCACCAGAUCCGGUUGCGGUUACGAAUGGUGUUGGGUGUGUCAAACCGCUUGGACCAGAGACUGCAUGGCAGCUCACUGGUUCGGUUGAACUUAAAUACUUAGCUGUGAAAGAAAUGUGUGUACGUACUAAUAGAAAUAGUGCCAAUAGCGGUUGAGAUUAUCCAAAUUUUA
Sabethes cyaneus is the source of this 1672-nucleotide messenger RNA. It is a transcript of the gene park, whose product is annotated as E3 ubiquitin-protein ligase parkin. NCBI's taxonomy places the organism in Eukaryota, Metazoa, Arthropoda, Insecta, Diptera, Culicidae. Gene Ontology annotation, molecular function: ubiquitin conjugating enzyme binding; ubiquitin protein ligase activity; zinc ion binding. Gene Ontology annotation, biological process: positive regulation of proteasomal ubiquitin-dependent protein catabolic process; protein polyubiquitination; regulation of mitochondrion organization. Gene Ontology annotation, cellular component: endoplasmic reticulum; mitochondrion; Golgi apparatus. Bases 141 to 1589 code for a protein of 482 amino acids. The record is from RefSeq and is a predicted model, not a curated record. The transcript is spliced from 6 exons.